Messenger RNA from Debaryomyces tyrocola, 282 nucleotides. The record is from the annotation of a GenBank genome assembly. NCBI's taxonomy places the organism in Eukaryota, Fungi, Ascomycota, Pichiomycetes, Serinales, Debaryomycetaceae.
AUGUCUGAUAACGAAAAUCAACCAAAGGAAGAAAAGCCAGAUAACACUCAUAUUAACUUGAAAGUCUCUGACGGAUCAGCUGAAAUCUUUUUCAAGAUUAAGAGGUCUACCCCCAUGAGAAGAUUGAUGGAAGCUUUCUGUAAGAGACAAGGUAAAACCAUGGAUACAUUAAGAUUUUUAAUUGACGGUGCUAGAGUUGGCCCAGACAAUACUCCAGAUGAUUUGGAUUUGGAAGACGGUGAUGUUAUCGAAGCACAUCGUGAGCAAGUAGGAGGGUGUUAG